This is a messenger RNA of Daldinia vernicosa, 1482 nucleotides long. RefSeq names its product ras family protein. The record is from RefSeq and is a predicted model, not a curated record. Gene Ontology annotation, biological process: exocytosis. Gene Ontology annotation, cellular component: recycling endosome. Bases 549 to 1184 code for a protein of 211 amino acids. The transcript has 5 exons. Gene Ontology annotation, molecular function: GTPase activity; GTP binding. NCBI's taxonomy places the organism in Eukaryota, Fungi, Ascomycota, Sordariomycetes, Xylariales, Hypoxylaceae.
GCUUUGACUCCUGACACCGUGCAACAAUCCCCGACCGUAGGUGGCUUUUGGGUACCGACUGUAACCUAGCAUACUUCCUUAGCGCACUUUCGAGCCCUGCUAACAGCUGGAUAACACCUGCCUUACCCAAGGUAGUAAGGUAUUGUACCUGCUUAGGCCGUAGGCCGAAAGUUUAUUACACUUUGACGGUUUUAGCAGCAAUCCGACCGCCUGCCUUAACGAUUGCCUUAACAAUUGUACCUAAUUCUCUCCCAUUCACAACUCCACCACUCAGGUAUAUUCGAUUGUCUGCAUCUACAAGACAAAUCUAAAACCUUUCCAGACAACCAACCGAAACCGUGACAACGGACGAGAUUUGGGAAGUGUCCGUAGAGAUUUUAACAACAUUCGAUUCUAAAUUCUGGACAUAGCGCCAACCUCGACCUUUUGUUAUAGUUGCGUCGCAUAUAGGCCCCACGGUCUAGCUCCUUUUUAUCUAUCACCGCCGCUACGGUCUCUCCUGUUCUCUUUGACAGUACUUUACCUCGACCGCAAGUUUAUCGCCCAACAUGGCCAACGACGAAUAUGAUUUCCUCUUCAAAGUGGUGUUGAUUGGAGACUCCGGCGUCGGAAAGUCCAACCUACUUAGUCGAUUCACCCGUAACGAGUUCAAUCUAGACUCCAAGUCAACGAUUGGCGUGGAAUUCGCGACUCGAUCCAUCCAAGUCGAUUCUAAGACAAUCAAGGCGCAGAUCUGGGAUACUGCGGGCCAGGAACGAUACCGCGCUAUUACCUCUGCCUACUACCGAGGUGCAGUUGGUGCGCUCCUUGUCUACGACAUCAGCAAGCAUCAGACCUACGAGAAUGUCACAAGAUGGUUGAAGGAGCUCCGAGACCACGCCGAUGCCAACAUUGUCAUCAUGCUGGUCGGUAACAAGAGCGAUUUGCGGCACCUCCGAGCAGUACCUACGGAGGAGGCUAAGGCGUUCGCUAGCGAGAACCACCUCUCUUUCAUAGAAACUUCUGCUCUCGAUGCCAGCAAUGUUGAGCUUGCCUUCCAGAACAUCCUUACUGAAAUCUACCGCAUCGUUUCGAGCAAGGCGUUGGAUAGCGGCGAGGGUGCCCAAGCCCCGAUGGCAGGCACCAACAUUUCGUUGAGCAAGUCCCCCGACGAUGCCGCGAAACAGGGCGGGAAGUGCUGUUAGUUCAAUACUCGCGACGAGAUGAUACGACGGUUAUACGGUUGAUAUGACAUUGCGUAUAUGGCGUCACGUAUGGCCCGGAACGAAUACGCUUACGAUAGGGUGAUGCGUCAGGGGGUUCGGGAUAUUGACCUUACACAGGACAUGGCUCUCUUGUUUUGUUUUCCUGCUUUUAUUGACGUUCGUGGCCGUAGCCUAAGAUUUUGACAACUAGGGGGUCACGGACAAAGUCUAAUCUACCACACCCGACGUAGUUACUAAACGUAGUUACUAAAUGCUAUCUUUCUCUUGCCCCUGAUAA